UAUGUUCAAUAGAGAUACAGGAUCUGCCGCCGCUGCCCUCUCCCUCCAAGUAUCCCACAACGAGGGCAUCUCCUACCCAACGCUACGAUCUGAGCCUUGUCUUACAGACACUGAAUUAGCAAAAUGGAGAAUGCUGAAGCCCAUGCUUCCAUGGAAAUCGAGGCACUAUCUGAACCUAAUAACGGAUCUGGGUCUUUGCCACCUAAGCCAAAGUUUGAGCCUUUGAAGGCUCAUGAGAUGUCUGAUGGUCGUGUCCAGUUUAGGAAGGUUCCAGUUCCACCACAUAGGUAUAAGCCCACACGAAAUAAUUGGGAGGCCAUUUAUGCUCUUGUGUACAAUGAUAUGAAGAUUGAUAUCCGUAUGAAUCUCAAGGCUCGGAGGAUUGAAUUGAAGACCAGACCAGACACACCUGACAUUUCCCAUCUGCAAAAAUGUGCUGAUUGUCUUCAUGCAUUUAUGUUGGGUUUUGAUUUCGAUGAUGCCAGGUCUCUGGUGAGGAUCGAUGAGAUUUAUGUGGACUCCUUUGAAAUUAAGGAUGUUAAGACAUUGAGAGGAGAACACUUGUCUCGUGCUAUAGGAAGACUGUCUGGUAAAGGUGGCAGAACAAAAAAUGCUAUUGAAAAUGCUACAAGAACAAGGAUUGUGAUUGCGGACACCAAAAUUCAUAUAAUGGGUACUUUUGCCAGCAUCAAAGUUGCUAGAGAUUCUCUUUGCAGCCUCAUUUUAGGUUCCCCUGCUGGAAAGGUAUACUCCAAACUAAGACAAGUGAGUGCUAGAUUGGCAGAAAGGUUUUGAUGAAUCUGAUUUUGUGUAUCCUAAAGAUUUUGCUCGAGUUAAAGGUUCUUAAUUUAUGCGGAAUUUAUUUUGACAGCGUUAUUUGGCAUGAAAAUUUUAUUGGAAGGCUGAGUCAGUUUUGAUAUUAAACUAUAAUUUGUAGACAGCUCAUUAUGAAAGUCCAAACAAUGUGCCCAUGGUUGUGUUUGUAUUCUCAUUUAAUUGGAUUUGAUCAAGGAAUGUAUUUGGAAUUCCA
Molecule: messenger RNA, 1030 nt
Organism: Rubroshorea leprosula
Lineage: Eukaryota; Viridiplantae; Streptophyta; Magnoliopsida; Malvales; Dipterocarpaceae
Source: the annotation of a GenBank genome assembly